AUGGAGUGGCUGGAGUCUAUGGCGUCGUACGGGCAGGAGAAUACUGCCAAUGGAGAGAACGUGGGUGAAGAUGAAGACGAGGACUUCUACGGCAACGGUCAUACAAACGGGACCACCGCAGCAGGCAGUGACACCUUGCCUGGUGCCACCAACGGCAGCGGACAUCUGAAUGCCUCCAGUAUUGAGAAACCAAACGAACACAACAGCGCAGCGAACACGCUCGUCGAGCCACCUAUUGUUCUCCCCCCUAACGUAGCAGAGUUACGAGCAGCCAAUCAAAAGAAGGCCGACGAACUGAGGGCAAAGCUGCUUGCUCAACGCCAGAAGACUCCAUUGAAACAGCAGUCCCGCGCCAACACUCCCAGCAAGGCAUUCAAUACUGCUACACCAACACCUCAAGUAGAUACUCCUAUACUCAGGCUCACUGCCGAGCAACGGCCCACUCCGUCCAAACCUACCGAGCAGCAAGAAGCCAAGGAGGAGGAUGUCUAUGGCAUCGACACCCUUCUGGCAGAAGGUAAGGCGGCCGCAGAGGCCAAUAAGGAACGGCAGGCGGCACCAGCGCAGCAGAAUUCUCAGUCACCCAGGCUUGACGCGCCUUUCAACGAUGCCCAACAAUCGCAGGAUCCAAGACAGAACGCUGUUCUCUCCAGCACGGCUCGGCCGCCAACAACUGCGGGAGCGGCGCAGGACAAUGUAGCUGCCAACCAUGAGCAGAAGCUGCAGGAUCUACGACACAGUCCUGUACUCUCCAGCAAGGUCGACCCGCCGGCAGCAGACAGCACGAAAGCGUCUGCAGACACGCAGCCCAGGCGCACAAACAAGGUAACGGAUGCAUACUAUGCUGACCUGGCGAUGUGGCUUGAAAUCACCGGCUAUCACGACGUCGAAUACAGAAACUCCAAGUUGAGCACCUUCAAGGAGCGUAAAGAACUGGAAGCGGAAGCCGCACGGAUCCAAGCGCGCCUUGAUAAACUGCAAGAGACCGAGCAAGCGACCAUACAAUCUCUGCGCACAGCGCGUGCUCACGCACCAGCAAAUACCCAGCGUCCUGCACUUCCUGACACGAUCCAAGCAACGCCCGCCAAGGAACAGACCAGGACUGUGAGCAACGCUUUGAACGGCGUCAAGCGCGCACACUCUCCCGAGCCGGUCCAGGCGUCUAAAGCGCGAAAAGACGAGUCGCCUGGCGGUUUUCGCAUUCGUGGCAUCAAUGGCUCUCCAGACACCCGCGGUCGGCCCGCUCGAGGUCGCUUCGAGGACUACUCACCCCCAUCGACAGGUCGACCUGACCGUAGGCCUUCAUACCCAGAUGUCCGCCGCUACCCCGUCGAGGACCGCAAUGGCCGCUCUGCUUUCCCACCGGCCGACUCUCGCGACGCGUCGUUGGAGAGGCGUCAAAGCUACUACAAGCAGGAGCCCAGGACUGAUGCCGCCGAGCGUGACAGGUUCAUGCCGCCUCCUGGUCGUCACUCACCAAAGGGAAGCAAUCGUGGUCGUCGACCUUACCGCGGCGGCAGGGAUGAUGAUUCCGGAUCCUAUCGAACCAUCUACCGUGGAAGUGGCGGUCUGGAUCUGAGGCGUGGAGGUGUACGAUACUUCAUGAUCAAAUCUUGGAACGGCUCGAACGUCGAGAAUGCAAUGCAGGAUGGACUUUGGGCGACCCAGGAGAAGAACCAGCAACUUCUGACCGAGGCCUAUGAAACGUCACGACACGUCAUUCUUCUCUUUUCCGUCAACAAGAGCGUCGCCUUCCAAGGAUACGCACUCAUGGCAUCCCCACCUGACCCUUCACUGCCCAAACCAGCUUUCUGCACGAAACUCAACUGGGCUACCUCACCUGCAUUUAAACUACAAUGGCUCGCCACAACUCCGGUGCAUUUCAGAUUCGUCGGGCAUCUGAAGAAUACUUUCAACGUUGACGAAGACGACCGGCCGAUGGCCGUGCUUAUCGGUAAAGACGGGCAAGAGAUCAGUUCGGAUGCUGGCAUGGGUGUGGUGGAGAUUUUGGACGAAGCAGAGGCCGAACGGGUCGCUGCUUAG
Saxophila tyrrhenica is the source of this 2043-nucleotide messenger RNA. RefSeq lists its product as uncharacterized. Gene Ontology annotation, molecular function: mRNA binding; N6-methyladenosine-containing RNA reader activity. Gene Ontology annotation, biological process: mRNA splicing, via spliceosome; regulation of alternative mRNA splicing, via spliceosome. The coding region runs from base 1 to 2043 and encodes 680 amino acids. The transcript is spliced from 4 exons. Gene Ontology annotation, cellular component: nucleoplasm. The record is from RefSeq and is a predicted model, not a curated record. Lineage: Eukaryota; Fungi; Ascomycota; Dothideomycetes; Mycosphaerellales; Extremaceae.